CUAAAAACACUUACGAUGCAGCAUUCGACACUAAAAAUGGGACAAGACACGGAAGCAACAACGGCCCCGGCCAUCAGCAACAGUAUCAUCGACGGCAGCAGCACGACCAUCAGCAGCAGCAGCAUCAUCACCACCACCACCACCACGACCAAUAGCGCCAACAGCAGCCCCACCAGUGCGACACUGUGUGCCGGGAGCAAGCGCAGGUAUGAGGAAAUCUGCACCAGCCCCGCCCCGACCGACGGUGACAUGAUCGUCGAUGUGGUGGUGCAGCACGAAGCACCGGAAGCAGCGUCCCAAGACGCGCGAGAAGAGCGACAAGAAGCAGAAGAGGAAGAAGCAAACGAUGGUAUUAAAGCCUGCAAAAGCCCUCGCUACGAUGACGAGAUGCAGCAGCAGCAGCAGCAGCAGGAGCAGGACGGUUCCGCCCACACGGCGGAACAGUUCUCGAAGGACGACGAAAGCAUUAGUACAACAAGCGCGGCCAGUGCGACGGAGCGCAGUAGCAUAAGUAGUGUAAGCAGCGGCACCCUCGCGGUCACCAGUCCCUUCAUCACCGCCUCGCCCACGAUCCUCAGCCCGACGGCGCCGAUUCUGCUGCCGGCGGCGGGGCCGGCCGAGCCGGAGGAGAACGCCAUCGCCAAGCUGGAAGCGGUCGCCGUGCCGGGCGAGACGGCCUGGAACUGUGAGCCGAUCGUGGACAGCAUCAGCAAGCUGCAGGCGGUGGCAGUGCCGGGCGAGGCGUGGGGCAGUGCGGCCGACAGUACGCGGUCGACGCUCGCGACCACCCUGCUGGUGGCGGACGAUCUCGACGACGACGAGGACGACUUCGAGGACGAGUUCGACGACGACGAAACGAUCCUGCCCGGCUACUCGGCGAUGCGCUACCCGUGCUCGCCGAACCGGGGCACGACGGUCGCGUCGAUGGCGGGCGCCGGGUACGCCAGCCCGGCCUACCCGAAGCCGGGCUACUUCCCCGAGCCGUACCAGAACUGUGCGCGGACGGGGGCCGCCAGCAACAACGGUGCCCAGCAGUACGCGAACCGCGGGUACGGUUGGGCCCAGCACGGCUACUACUCGCCGCCGUACGAGGCGCCCACCGCCCAGCAGACGAUCCGGUGUGCGGAGAACGGCAAGAGCUACUUCGAGCUCGGGUCGGCCAACUACAGCAAUGCGGCGGCCGGGGCGGGCGGUUCGCCCGGUCCGAUGGUGGGCGCCGCUGCCAUACCGAUGGGCGGUGCUGCCCAGCAGCAACAGCAGCAGCAGCAGCAGCAGCAACAGCAAGGACCAUUCGGUGCGCCGGGCGUGAUGGCCGGCGGGCGACCGAUGCAUCUGAAGCGGUGCUGCGACGGGCGCAACAUGUCCUGCAGCAACAAGCAGUGCUACAAGGAGCGGCGCCUAAAGAUGAUGAACCUGUCCAUGUUCAAGCUGGCCCGGUUCCGGCAGGCCUCCGACCAGUCGCUCUACCGGUCCGUGCUGAUCUGCAACACGCUCAAGUCGAUCGAGCGCGAAAUCGACAACGAGAACAAAGAGUUCAACCAGCACCAUCAGCAGCAGCAGCAGCAACACUUCCAGCAGCAGCAACAUCAUUACCACCUACAGCAGCAGCAGCAACAGCAACAACAGCAGCAGCAGCAGCAUGCAGGCAUGCAUCAUCAACAUUCACCGCUGCAACCUCCGCCCCCUCCACCACCAUCAACGCCAGCGGCCGGUGCGCCUGGUCCGGAUUACUUCGGGCCACGUGGCGGUCGGCAAACGGCGGCAAACGGGUACGGUGAUCCUUCCACGAUCACGAUGCAACUGUCGCCGUACGAUCAGCAGCAGCAGCAGCAGCAGCAGCAACAACACUCGCAGCAGCAUAUGCAGCUGCACCCACUGCACCACCAUCACCACCUGCAGCACCAUCAUCACCAUCCUCAUCCGCAGUCCCAGCAGCAUCAACAACAGAUGCAGCAGCAGCAGCAGCAGCAACAGCAGCUUCACCAGCAGCAUCACCAUCUGCAGCUACAACAUCAGCUGCAUCCUCAGAUGUCCCCGCAUCUGGGCAACAAUGGCCAUCCACACCCGCUGAAGGAUCCUCAAUCGGGACGGGCGACACCGUUCCCGGCGGCCAGCGCCAACAGUGCGGUCGCCGUCGAGCUCUCCCCCAUCAGUAGCAAUAAUGGCAGCAGCAGCAGCAAUGCAGGCAGCAGUACCAGCAGCAGCACCAGCAGCAGUGAUAGUGGCGUUACCUCUUGCACCACAAAUAGCGUUAGCGGCAGCAGCAGUAGCAGCAGUAGUAGUGCCAGUAGUAAUCUUAGCAGUAGCAACAGCGGUACAAACAGCAGCACUUCCAGCACGUACGAGCAGCUAGUUCAUCAGCACCAUCAGCACCAUCAUCAGCAGCAGCAGCAGCAGCAGGAGCAGCAGCAGAUGAGCGUCCUGCACCACAGCCAUCUGCACCAUCAUCUCGACACGGAUGCGAGCGGGUUUGCGGACGACGAUUGUACGCGCCCCAUCAACUGGGGCUCGGUGCUGAGUCUGUCCUCCCAGUCGGCGCUCGAUCCGCUCAACGGGAGCGAUCUGUUCGUAACGUCCCCGACCGGUGCCGUGCCGGUCGUGGUGGACGAUGAUACGAGCGCCCCGACGCCGAGUGUCGUCGAUGAAGCGACGACCUCCGCCAGUGUGAUCCACCCACCGCAGGGUGCAAGCGCGGCCGACGAAGGUGUGACCGGAGCGGCUGCAGCCAGCGGGACGGACCCGGCCGGGAGUGAUGGCACCGUCGGGGGGAGUAAUUCUAAUGGAUCUGGACCGAAUGGCGGCUGUGCGAGUGCGGGAAGCGAUACGUCCGACGGUGUGUCCGAGCUGGCAGGCUCCGGUGUAGGCGUCGGACCCGACACGACCACCACAAACGGUACCAGCAGCAGCACCACCAGCACGUCCAGUGGCAGCAGUACAAAUGGACCGGCGCCCGGCAGCACCUCGCCGGGACCGUGUGACGUUGAUGCGGACGUCGACAUGGAGAGCGGCGCGUCCGGACCCGGUGCCGAUGGUGUGGAAGACCCCUCCGUACCGGCCGCGCCCUCGGCAACGGUCGCCGACGCUAGCCACGAGCGGUCCAUCUCGCCCAGCUCGACCACAACGCUCACCUCGCUGACGACGCUUACCAGCAGCAAUAGUAGUGCGCGCGGGGACGCCAGCCAUCUGACCACACUGAGCAGUGCGGCCUCCACCUCGCCGCUCCUCUCGUCCUGUGCCUCCGCCCUGCAACACUACAGCAGCUUGCAGCAUCAUCAGCAGCACCAUCAGCAGCACCAGCAGCACCACCACUUUCACCACCAGCACGGCGGCGUACCGGCCAGCACGCUCGGUGGCUCGAGCUGCUGGGAGUUCGCGUACCUGGACAUGGAUCUCGGCACCACGCACGAGCUGUACGACAUGUUCCCGAGCUGCUACAAGAUCGCGUCGUUCAACACGGGCGACCACGUGGACGUGCUCGGGCUGAAGGGCCCGAUGCUCGAGGGCCCGAGCAAGGUCGUGUGCGGCGACAACGAGAUGGACUCGUUCACGACGCACAUCAUGGUCGGCAGUUAGUAUUGAACGGGGGCAGCGGUGCAGCGGCGGGCCGCCGGAUCCCGCUGACUGUCGGGGUGGGUGGGUGUCUGUAAUUCCGUGACUGAUGGCUGUGCAAAUGACGGGCGGAGACGGCAUUUUCGGGGCGUAAUGGUUCCUUAUAAGAGUUAGUGGAGUUAGGGUAGACAUAAGGAGGGGAGGGGAGGGGGAAAAGGAUGGCCUCGCCACAACAGGGACGCCACGGAGCAGCUAGGGAAGGGUUAAAAAAGCCGUUUCUGCUAUUACUGGUAUUACACUACUUAACGACUAGCUACUAAUUCACUACCACCGCACAAAAACAGCCACGACUAUCCCGUGCUUUGUUUCACCUUUCGGCUCCACCAAUCACAGGUCGGUUUAAAAAAAAGCCAGAAACCAACCAAAAAAACAGUAUUUCCUCGGUGUUGAAUGAUGAUUGUGCCAUAAUAGCCAGUCAGCGAGUAGUAGUCGAGAGCGCACGAGAACACGACGCGCGCUCCAAUCCCUAAUCAAUUCACUGGUUCCUCUACACUUUUUUGUUUGUGCUGUGUCGUUGCGAAUCAAUCCUGUCUCCAUUGCCAGACAGCCUCACUAGGAUCACUCUCUUACACACUCACACUCAGCCCGGUAAGGUUUUGUAUCUCUAGUCCACAGUGAAAUGAAUCGUUUACACUGCUUUGUUUUAACUCGUUGGCUGGAAUUGGCGCUUGGAUCAGUGCUCUGGUAUUGUGGCCAAGACAAAACAACAAAACGCUUAUCAGUGGGUGUGUGUGUAGCAAUUCGCGAUGGCUGGAUGAUGGCUUUGAUGGAUGGAGAAGCAGAAGAAGCGUGUUAGACAAUUCCCAUCCCCGGUUGGAUGUUGUAGCUGUUGGCUUAUUUGUUUUUGUUUUAUUUAAAGUUUUACCGCAAUACUACUACUACUACUACCCUUACAACUACUACUACCACUACUACGGAAAGCAAUUUGGGUUUUAUUAAGUCAGAACUGAAGAUGGAACGAUCUAAAAGCAUUAACUAAAACGUGUUCGUCGUGCCGGCAGCGGCAGCAGCUAGCGUCGUUUGCAAGUACUAAUUCAAAUCGAAAACAAUCGGAGAAGGUGAUGUAUUAUAAGAGCAGACGAUUCAGUGGCGGGGAAAGUGAAGGCAGGCGACAAAGAGCGUGAUUAUAUGUAUUUGGUGGUAAGGUGGUUUAGCGCAUACCGCCACCCGGCAUUAUACCCGGCAAGCAACAAUUACUAGAGUGAAACAAGAGAACAACGCCGUCGUGGGGCGGGCCGAGAACGAUUUGAUGUAAACGAUUUGAUGUUGGUAGAGUGAAAGUUUAAACAAAAAAAAGCAUGUAACAAACCCCGUAGGGAAAGCUAUAUGUGUACGUAUGUGUGUGUGUGUGUCUGAGUGUGCGUUUUUAGGCGUUCCACGUGUUGAGGUCGCACUGGACACGGGCCGCGGGAAUGGCAUUUUAAUGCAGCAGCUCUUAGUGUGUACAGUCUUGAGAUAUAGUUGAUAGCGUUCAAGUUCGAGUAAGAGGCGACAGAACAAAAAAGAGUAAUUUAUUGAUCUAUAAUUAUACCUAUAUAUAUAUACAAAAUCACACACAUACACAGACCGGUAUAUAUAUACAAAAUCUUAAACAGUUAAGCUGUAAAUAUAAGAAGAGGGAUAGUGUAGAAGUGUAGCGAAAAUGGCUAGCAAACAUUACUAGCAGCGCAACAAACAAUUGCGAAAGAGAGCCCCACUGCUUCAAGCGUGUGCCGAAUGGCGGCAGUCUUUCGUUUCACGGUUCCCACGAUGCGUGUUCGGGGCGUGAUCUAAACAAAAAAAGGCCGCAAACUCUUUAGCAAAAAAGAAAGAACAAAACUUACAAAAAGAAAAU
This is a messenger RNA of Anopheles arabiensis, 5443 nucleotides long. RefSeq lists its product as uncharacterized. The record is from RefSeq and is a predicted model, not a curated record. NCBI's taxonomy places the organism in Eukaryota, Metazoa, Arthropoda, Insecta, Diptera, Culicidae. Gene Ontology annotation, cellular component: nucleus. Gene Ontology annotation, molecular function: transcription regulator activity. The coding region runs from base 16 to 3573 and encodes 1185 amino acids. The transcript is spliced from 3 exons.